Messenger RNA from Trichosporon asahii var. asahii CBS 2479, 2208 nucleotides. RefSeq lists its product as uncharacterized. Bases 1 to 2208 code for a protein of 735 amino acids. The transcript is spliced from 2 exons. Lineage: Eukaryota; Fungi; Basidiomycota; Tremellomycetes; Trichosporonales; Trichosporonaceae. The record is from RefSeq and is a predicted model, not a curated record.
AUGAGUGCAAACCACGCGCACCAGCCCGUCGCGCCGCGGCAGAACACGCAACCUCAGCGCAAACCGACCGGCGCCUCGGACCGUCUCCUAGCCGGCGCGCAGUAUGGCCUCCAUCCUGCCACAGAGGGCGGAGUGAGCGAUGAGCCAACGUCCUUUGCCUCUGGACCAGCGGGGUUGGAACGACUCACGAUCUCGCCGCAGUCCACGCUAUCUGCCGCCUCAGCAUCCUCAACACCUCCGCCACUCCCGCCCAAGGUUCCCGCGCACACAGUCCCGAAGUACACCGCCUCGCGGAGUGGAUCUGUCUCCAUCGCCCCCGAGUCCCCAGUCUCGGCUCAGAAACACCGAGUCGCCGCCCCCGUACCGAUCGGGCAGCGUCCACCGUCGCCUCCGAGGCAGAGGCGCGUUCCGCCUCCGAUUGAGCUGGGCGAGAACUCUCCACUCACACCUCCGCUGACGCCGAGAGGAUCGCCGCGGGAGUCACACCACCCGCACCAGCGCACGACUAGUGGGUCCAGACCGCUGCCUCAGAUUCCACAGGUAUCGUCGCGCACGCCCCCGCCUCGGUCUCCCCAGACAUCAACCUCUCACGGGUCCCAGGGACUGCUCCCCGAGUCGCCCCGGACACGAACGGUGCAGAAUGCGCCUCUGUCGCCGUCGGGGGCGACGACAGCGGACGCGCAGCAGAGCACGAAGACUCCUGUCCCGACUAGCCCGCAGAGAAUUCGGAGGACAAGCGCGGAUAUCCAGAGGUCACAGCCACCGAUCCAGUGGACCCGUCAACCCGUCGCGACGGAAACUCAGCCAGCAGCGAGUGCUCCUCCGAGGGGAAUGGGCCAGGGACAGCCUCGCGCUACCUCUCUCGGCGCGGGGCAGCAUCCUGACGCUCUGUCGACACGGAUGCGGCCAACAAUGCCACAGGCACCUCGCGCGGCUUCGAUUGCCGUCGAGGGGCCACAGACACGUGCCCACGCGCAUUCGAUCACGUCCCGAGCGGCGACGACUGCCGAUAAGAGACCGGGGUGUCCACAGCUGGAACAGCCACUACGCGCAGCGACCGUGGCUGUAGAGAGCCGACCGACGCCAUCAGAGAAGGCUCAACUAAGCGUCGAGGGACGGGAAGCUGCACAAGUGCCCGAGAAACAGACCUCGGCGGCGUCGGCUCCCGCCAAAGUUCCCGCCUCUGCUACUGCCACCCCCGGCGCUGGCCCAUCCCAGCCCCCGAAGCCGACCAAGGCCACCGCCUCCGCCUCCCUCCCCGCCCCCACACCGCCGAGGAAGGAUCGCCCAAAGGCGCAGCCGAAGGACAAGGCGAAGGCUGCGGGCAAGGAGCCAAUCACGAAGGUGUCCUACCUCGAUCCAUGUCUCCAGAAGUCCCUCCUUACGGUUCCGGCGGCGAUGACGACGACGGCGGACGCGGCCCUGAGUGCAGUCGAGGCGUACCCCGAGCAAGACUUCAACUGGACGAUCGGGGCGCCGAUUGGCGGCCUGGGCGGGCUGGCGAAACACUACGUGUUGCGGCCGGAUGCCAAGUUCCAGACCGAGAAUGGGGGGAUCAGCCUCACGCUCGCAGUCGUCGAUGAGCGGGGCGGGGGCGUGCCGUCGCCUGCGCCCACGCCCGGGCCGGACGGCACGAUCCCGCCAAAAGUGAAGCAGGGCCGGACGAAGGCGCGUGUCGAGGUACGCUCCGACCGCGGCGGCAUCCUCAUUGAUCUGAAGGAGCUGGACGCCAACCGGCAAAUCGACCUGCUGGUCGAGACGCGCAAGGGCGAUGUGUUGUUGUUGCUGCCUGAGAACUUCCUCGGCCCGAUCCACGUGCGCGGCGAGGAGCCCGUGUUCGGCUCCAUCCUCAGACCGCAGCUCGACGAGGUCGUAAACCCUUACGAAGAUCUGUGGACUACGAACGUGAUUCCGCUCGGGAGCGAGCGGGGCGCGGGGCGCAAGAACAAGUUCCGCGCUCACAAGCUCAUGAAGGGCAUUAGCAAGUAUGUCCCCGAGGCGCUUAGGGAGCAGGACGAUUACCUCGACAUGGCGAUGAGCAGCUAUACGACGCUGAAGAAGGGGGACCAGUCCAAGAUUUUGAUUAAGAAUGAGAAGGGCAAGGUGUGUGUUGGGAUGGGUGGGACCAGGGAUGUGAAGGACCUCAGGGAGAAGGAGGAGAUCAAGGUCGGCGCUGUGGAGGGGACGAAGAAGCAUUGGUGGAGCUAG